AUUACAGGAGUAGACCCCUUUUGUUACAUAACCAUUGCAUCAGCGUGUAUGGCGGUUUACAGAUCCCGACACAUAAUACCUAAUACCAUCGCAAUGAUACCUGUAGGAGGUUAUAUCAAUCGCACGAAUCAUAGUCCUGACUGUAUUCGUUGGCUUGAUUUUAUUGCCCAAAAAGAGAGCAUUGAAAUCGAACACGCUUUGAACGGAAAAGGAGAAAGACGAUUGGAUGGUAUAUCUGUAGACGGAUAUUGCAAAGAAACAAAUACUGUUUAUCAAUACUACGGAUGUUUCUUUCACGGUUGCUCCACCUGUUUUGACGGAGAUGCACUCCACCCCAUAACAAAAUUACCCAUGUCGACAUUGCGACAACAAACGGUAGACAAGACUUACCAGCUACGUGAUCGAGGGUAUAAUGUAAUUGAAAUGUGGGAGCAUGAGUUUGAGAUGAAAAAGAAAACAGAUGAAAAAGUAAAAUAUUUUCUUCUAAGUCACGAGCUUCAGGAUCGAUUGAAUCCUAAAGAUGCUUUCUUCGGCGGGCGGACAAAUGCCAUUCAGCUGUAUUAUGAGGGUGAUGCAAAGUAUGUGGAUUUCACUUCACUGUAUCCAUGGGUCAAUAAAUACUGUUUGUACCCCGUCGGACACCCUAAUAUUAUUACUGAAAAUUUUGAUGCCUUGGAAAACUAUUUCGGUAUUAUAAAGUGCCGAAUACUGCCUCCUCGAGGUUUAUACCUCCCCGUAUUGCCGUACAGAGCACAAAAUAAACUGAUGUUUCCCCUCUGCAAGACUUGUGCUGAAUUAAUGUAUCAAGGCAUUUGCCAGCACUCAGAUGAUGAGAGAGCCAUCAUUGGCACAUGGAUCAAAGACUUAUAUUUUCCGACUCCUGAAGUAGCUGCUGUGCAAUGGGACUAUAAACAUUAUUUUGUUCCACAGGACACAUCCACAAAUGUGUUCUUGGCAGCUUUUACUACUGCAUGGGCACGGUUAAAGCUUUACAGUGAAAUGGAGAAGUUGGGCCGUGCUGUGUUGUAUCAUGACACGGAUUCAAUUAUAUACGCAAGCGAUUUUACCAACGAUCCGCCUCUUGGUAAUUUUUUGGGGGAUUUUACAGAUGAACUCAAUGGAGAUACUAUUACUACAUUUGUCUCUGGAGGCCCUAAAAAUUACGCUUAUGUAACAGCCCGAGGAAUGACUUGCUGUAAAGUUCGAGGUUUCUCCCUCAACUUCAAAAAUCAACAGAUUUUAAAUUUUUUGGAGAUUAAGAAUUUAGUGUGCUCGAUGGAUCGAAAAACAACAAUCGCCAUGUACGAUGAACAUAAAAUCAUGAGAGAUGCCAAAAAGAGGAAAGUUUUAACUAAGGCAGAAACAAAACUGUACAAAAUUGUUUACAACAAAAGGGUCCUAAAAGAAGAUCUAACUACUGUUCCCUAUGGAUUUUAA
This is a messenger RNA of Stegodyphus dumicola, 1437 nucleotides long. RefSeq lists its product as uncharacterized. The record is from RefSeq and is a predicted model, not a curated record. Gene Ontology annotation, biological process: DNA replication. Gene Ontology annotation, molecular function: nucleotide binding; DNA binding; DNA-directed DNA polymerase activity. NCBI's taxonomy places the organism in Eukaryota, Metazoa, Arthropoda, Arachnida, Araneae, Eresidae.